AUGCCUAAGCAGCGACAACGACUCUCCUUAUACAUCCCCGGCUCGCCGCCCGGCGCCCUGCCCGAGUCCACUUACACGCCCUCCAGCGACCGCCGACGCUCCCUCAUCAGCCUCCCCGACAGCCUCAACCUCGGCAACCUGAACCUGAAGCCAUCCAAGGCGAAGCUCCAGAAGAACUGGUGGCCCGGGGCCAAGAGCCCGACCGCGCGGCGCUGCGCGGACCAUACGACCGCCACCACCACCGCACCGCAUGAGCGCGCGUUGGGCGCCCCCCGCCGCAAGACAGCAGCGCCGGCGUUGGCGUCGCCGCCUCGCCGGCACGUGUCGCACCAGUGGGACGACCCGGAGCUGCGCCGGGAGCUGGAGAUGACGCUGCCCCAGAGCGCGACGGCCAGCCUCUCACGGCCAGGCAGCAGAAACGGGGGCCCGGCGGGUGCUGCCGUGCCGCGGUGUGCGGCAUCCGUGCCGGCCCCGAGCCGCGCCCCACCGCCUCCGCCAAUUCCCGAGUUGUCCGCCGUAAACUACUACUCCGAGGACGCCGCCGCCACCGGCCUGGCGUCGCCGCCCUCACCGAUCGUCGUCGAUCAUGUUUCGACCUUGAGGCGCCGAGCCAAGACGCCCGUUCACCAUGUCGGCCAGCUGGAGGCGGCCCAGCGGAGGCGGAGCAACCAGGGCCCCUUCCAGACCGGCAACAUGGAUGGCGUCAACCGCAUGUCCAGCGUGAGCACCAUUGCGCGGGAAUAUCGGGAGCUGGCCGUGUAUCCUGACGAGGCUAUUGCUGAGGUGCCGGAGGUGGAUCCGCCAUACCUGUCGGGAAAAGGUAUGGUCGAACGGCCAGCCACGCGAGAUGUUGAGAUCCAGGAUGGCCAUCUCCUGGGUGCCGCCGCAUAUCUCAAUCACCGCCGUACGCAGUCUUCCGCGUCAGACGACGGAGCGCUGCCGGGCUCGGAGGUAGACGCCAGCUGCCCGUCUCUGACCCGCUCAAGCUCAACGCCAGCUGAGACGAGCGAUGACGAGGAGAAGGACGGGGAGCAGCCCGCGGCACCGGCAUCGCUGCGAUUACAGAUCGGUCUUGAGCUCCUCACCAAGGAGCUGUCGAGGGCCUUGGCCGGCGACCGCCGGCGACAGCAAGGGGACGGUGGCGACGGCGCGUCCGCGGCCGGGCUGCAGGUCUGGGUUAUGAUUGAGGCGUACGAGCGGCUGCGAGAGCGGCUGGAGGAAGAGCCGACAGAGGAGAAAGAGCACGCGCGCGAGGCGAUUGAUGCCUGGAUUCGGGCGCUGUAUGCGAUUCACGGCGAUAUCGUCAGCCAGAGUGCUGACGAGAGCGAAUAUGAGGAUUAG
This is a messenger RNA of Cordyceps fumosorosea ARSEF 2679, 1341 nucleotides long. RefSeq lists its product as hypothetical. The coding region runs from base 1 to 1341 and encodes 446 amino acids. The record is from RefSeq and is a predicted model, not a curated record. The transcript is spliced from 2 exons. Lineage: Eukaryota; Fungi; Ascomycota; Sordariomycetes; Hypocreales; Cordycipitaceae.